Pogona vitticeps (central bearded dragon) is the source of this 4299-nucleotide messenger RNA. RefSeq names its product Krueppel-like factor 5. The record is from RefSeq and is a predicted model, not a curated record. Lineage: Eukaryota; Metazoa; Chordata; Lepidosauria; Squamata; Agamidae. Gene Ontology annotation, molecular function: DNA-binding transcription factor activity, RNA polymerase II-specific; RNA polymerase II cis-regulatory region sequence-specific DNA binding. Gene Ontology annotation, biological process: regulation of transcription by RNA polymerase II.
UGGAUUCCUCAAGGUUCACAACCAGCAGGCAUGCCUCGGAGUUCCUGAUCGUUACUCCCCCCCCCAAAGUCUUCUUUGAACCCCCUCCUCUGGUUUGGGAUUUGCAGCUUGGGCAAGUGGGGGUCGGGGGGGGCAACCACAGGCAGAAUGAGUAGCAGCGGGCUUGUCUUGAGCACCCCAGUUUCUGACGAAAGUGCCGCAUUUACACCCCUCAAGCCAGUCGUCAUGGCCAGGGAGACCGCAGAAGACCCGGCUGUCUUUGAGGAUGUCAAACCGCCCAUACGGAUCCUGGAGAAUCAGCAGGAUUUGGCCCAGGCCCGCUCCGAAAUGGACAAGUACCUCUCCGGCCACGCGCUCCCCGUGGUGCCCAUGGUGUCGGCAGACAAGAAGUACCGCCGUGAGAGCGCCUCUGUGGUGGACGAGUAUUUCUCCACCGAGAAGCCCCCUUCCUCGCCUUACAGCGUGAACAUCAACUUGAUCCUGCCGGACACCAACCACCUGCGCACGGGGCUCUAUCGGCCCUCCAAGCCCGUCGUGCCCUUUCCUCAAAUCAAGAUGGAGCCGGGCACCGUCUUUGCCCAGCCCUGCUCUUCCGCCUCCGGAGCGACCCAGACUCUUCCGGACUUCACCAGCGUCUUCAGCCUGCCUCAGUCGGUGGCCGUCAACAACAUCUUUGUCAAGCAAGAAAUGCCCUCCGAACCCCCUCUCGCCUCAGGCCCGCAGCCCGGUUUGCUUUACCAACUGCCGGUCGGGAGCAGCGGGGAGAUGACCACCAUGGCGCAUUCCACGUGUGGGACCACCGCCAUCAGCACCAUUACUGGUGUGGCCAUGUCCACUGGCAGCUCUGUGCUGGACUCCCGGCCCCUGUCCCGGGCUGUCCGGCCAGGGGGGCAGGCCAAGCCUCUCCCCCAAGCAGCUUCCCCAGGCAGCUUCAACCUGACCGGGGAGUUCUACCCCGUGCCAGGGGUCAGCCUUCCCCCGUCGCCCCCCAACUCACAGCCUGGCAGCCCAGAGAACCAACCCGAGCUAAUAAGCACCAUUUCGCCUCCGCCACCCUACGAUGCUGCUUUCGGACUGAAGCUGGCCCCGCCUGGCCAGCUCCCCUCCCUUCCAAAUGGCCUUGGGACCCUCUCCCACGGGGCUGUCGUCCUGCAGGCCCCGAAAUACAACCGGAGGAACAACCCAGAGCUGGAGAAGAGGCGGAUCCACCACUGCCAUUACCCCGGUUGCACAAAGGUUUACACCAAAAGUUCACACCUGAAGGCACACCAGAGAACUCACACAGGUGAGAAGCCCUACAAGUGUUCCUGGGAAGGCUGCGACUGGCGAUUUGCCCGAUCAGAUGAGCUCACCCGCCACUACCGCAAGCACACCGGGGCCAAGCCGUUCAAGUGCCUGGCCUGCGGGCGAUGCUUCUCCCGUUCCGACCACCUGGCGCUGCACAUGAAGAGGCACCAGAACUGAAAGGGCACGCUCCUGCAUCCCUCUCCUCCCCACCCCCACAAAUGGGAGAUAAACUCCCACCCUCCACUUUGUACAUAAGAUCCCAACAGCACUGCGAGGAGGAUGAUCAAAACCCCCACACCUGGUCUCCCUGGAUGCCACCGAUGCUCCCGACAUAAUUGUUCUGGAGGAAAAAAAAAGGGGGGAGCCAGAGGUGGGAAGCAACUCCCUCUUUAACGUGGAGCUGCAUUCGGCUCCAGAAAACACACCGUUUAAUUUUGCUUCUCUAAAACCAUUGAGCCCAGUGUCACCCGGGGAAGGGCCGACACUCUGACCUGCAGCCGCCACUCUUCGCCCCUUGGAGAUUUCCCGUAUCCUCCGGCUGUCGCUCCUGGGCGUGUGGAUGCAGGGGAAACGGUGUGCCUGGCGCUCCUCAGCCUCUGGGCAGGAAGCAGCCACCACAGGUUUUGCUCCCAAAUGAUCCUCUUCAACAGGAAGGAAUGAGGCAGAAGGGGAAAACAGGUUGCCUCACGUGCCGGACCUUCCCGAACGGGUGCCCACUGAGUCUCUUUGAUAUUUCUGCUCUCCUUGAAGGAGCUAAACUGGACCAAGGAGGGAGGAGUUGUGCUUCUGCAUGGAAAACUCUCGCCUCAGUUCCCUCCGCCUCACGGGAUGCACUGAAAACAAGCCCUCUUGGUCAAACGAAAGAAAUCGGCCCUUUCCCGCCACUUCCUUCUUCUCUCCGUCUCCCUGCGCUUCCUUCGGUUGUGGCCGGAUUUUGAGGAUUUUUAAAGCCGCCACGGAACGGAAACAGCUCCAGGUCCCUCUUCCUCCCCAGGUUCAGGCUGACCUUACAAGCCCACGGCCUUGGAGGGACUCCUGAUGGCCACAUGCAAUGAAAUGCAAGGUGUGGGGAGCCGGAAACAGACAAGAGGGAAACUACAAAGCUAAAGAGCCACAAGGAGAGUGGCAAAAAUAAAAGAAAGAACAAACCACCCCAAACUCAGAUGUUUCUGUGGACUGCCUCUCUAGCAGAAAUGGUUCUUCUGGACCGAAGGGCAAUGGCUGGGGGGGGGGCUGUCUCUUCCCCCCGCUCCCUUGUCCUUCCUCCCCAUGGUAUGUGGAAGCAUGGUUUGAGUUGCCUGGAACUUUUGGCUGAGAACUAGCCCUGGGCCUCUUCCUUUCUAAGCGCUCCGAUGUUGACUCCGAAACAGGCCCCCGGGGCCAGUUUUGCUUUUGAAAUCAGCUGACAAGGGACUGUGUCAGGAUGACUUUAGCCCAAACCAAGGUAAGGUGUAAUUCUGGGGUUCCGGGUGGGCUCCUUUACCCGAUGUUUGCCCAGCAGGGCUUGUGCUUCCAAGAAGGCAGUGCCCCUCUCCCCCCCCCGCCCGGCAUCCAUGCAUCUGGGGCGCUCAAGGCACACUGGCUGCAAUUCGUGUGUGUUGGAGCCUACCCCGAAGAUCAUGGCGCCUGUCAAAGAGGGCUACACGAAAACUAGAGCAUGCAGACUUACCGGCAGGUGGGUUGUGUCUCAAGCCUCCUUCUGUGCCAGGCAGCACAGGAAGGUGGGCGCGGAUUGCCAUGCCCCAAGAAGGGGGGGGGGCAGGCUCCUUGUACAUAGCAAAAAUACGGGACUAAAGUUAGCUUAAGGCAAGGUGUCUGUCUCCUACUGGGCAUGCGUCCAUGUGCGCCAAAGUCUCUGAGUAGCAUGACGACUUCCCCAGUUAUAGCAGAGCCAUUGGGGAAGGGGAAGAGAGACUAAAAUAUCUAUUUAUAGGAUCUGCUCCUUUUCAGACCCAGUGCCUUAGACGUUGCUACGUUUGGCGGCACAGAGCCCUUAAUGCUAAGUCUUCUUGCUCCCUUGAAGUCCCCUUGAUUUCAGUGGGUAAAUGUAGCUAAGUUUCCAGCUAAAAGAAUCAGGCCCUUUCUCUCUGACCAGGUCAUGCCCGUGAUUGCAUUCACUGGUUGGAGUUCCCUUAUCUUUCCAUGAUGAUGGAGAUCUAGCCAUGUUAGGAAGCAGACACUGAAUGUGGCAAGUGUUCAGUGCGUGAGACAAGGGGUUCCAGCACUUGCCCCCUCUCCCCCCUACCCUCGCCAGGCGGGGUAUGCUGCCUCCGCCAGGCUGUGGGAAGGGCACCGUUCAACCCCCCCUCCCCAUUUUGUUGAGAACAAAACCGGAGGCUCAAACAUCUCUUGUUGAUUCUUUUGUCUUUUUGCCCCUAAAGCUGGAGGUGUCUUUGUAUAUAGGAAGGAGAACUGUACAAAAUUUUAUAUACGCCGAGUAAGAAUUAUUUUUUUCCCCUGUUUUUAUAUGUAACAUGAACGCAGAACUGAGAUUUGGAGAACUGGAGAGCGUGGCUGGACAGUUUGUAUUUGCUUCUUUGGACAGAUAUAAUUGACGUGAUAUUUUGUAAUAAAACUGUAGUGGUGACUUGGGAUGGUGUUCGUCCUUCUAAAGGCCAAAAACCUGAUUCCGCCCCCCUCCUCCCAUCACCUCCCCUUUUUCCUUGAAAGACCCACAUUUCCAGUUUUCAAACCCAGCAGCAUUUGAGUGGUCUGUAAAUUCACUGAAUGGGGCAAAGGAUCAUUCAGUGUAUGGGAUCCACCCUGCUAAGCAUCUGGGACACUUUAAUGCAUCUGUCAGCUAAGAAACGGCCUGGGGCUUGCACCAGGUUGCUGAAAGCUUGCAGCAUUGCAGACGUCCACGAACAGAACAAAAAAACCCUGGCAUUUCCCUCUUAUCCCCUUAUAAGAGGUUGGUGGCACUCACAAGCUCUCUCCCCACAUUUAUUGAUGCUUCUCCCAACUGCCCCAUGGCAUUUGGGGUGGAGUGGGGGGCUGGUUUAGAAGACUGAA